AUGGACGCAAUCCUAGAGUACCGAGUAUUUAAUUCGUUCUACUACCACAUCAAACGAAGACAUGCAUCCUAUCUGGCUAGUGGACGCCCACCGGCGGUCACUUCUGCAUUGGUUCACUCGGGAUCCCUUGGAGAUGAACACUUUGACAUACCCAUUUUCUCCGGCUGUGCUUUGCCCAUGCAUUCCACCGGCAGUGUUACCAGUAAUACUGAAGCUGACCCCACCACCCUCCAAGCUAACGGGGCUAACGAAGCUAACGGAGCUAGCGGCUUCAACAACGCAACACUAGCAGGAACGACCACUGGACUAGAGCUGCUUUGA
Molecule: messenger RNA, 321 nt
Organism: Knipowitschia caucasica
Lineage: Eukaryota; Metazoa; Chordata; Actinopteri; Gobiiformes; Gobiidae
Source: the annotation of a GenBank genome assembly